This is a messenger RNA of Ictidomys tridecemlineatus (thirteen-lined ground squirrel), 403 nucleotides long. The record is from RefSeq and is a predicted model, not a curated record. NCBI's taxonomy places the organism in Eukaryota, Metazoa, Chordata, Mammalia, Rodentia, Sciuridae.
AUGGAGAGCCGGCUUCAGACGCAGCUAAAGACACUGAAGACUGAGGUGGAAGAAGCCAAAGCCCAGGGAACCCAGAUGGGGGUCGAGAACGGGGAGCUGACAGAAGCCCUGGCGCGCUGGGAGGCGGUGGCCACGGAGUCUGCGCAGCGGUUGGACGAGGUGCUGCGGCGCGCAAGCGCGGCCGAAGCUGAAGGCGAAGCCUGCGCUGCCCGCGAGGCGGCCCUGCGCGAGCGCGUUAUCACUCUGGAAGCCGAGUUGGGUCCCCCGCGCAGAGGGUCGCGCCCCCGACCCCGCUCAGGGUCCCGAUCCAGGGCCAGCCCCCGCUCGCGCUCUCGCCCCGGGCCGACCAAGGGUUGCCGGCGGCCGCCGCGGCGAGAAGGAUGAGUUCCUCCCCGGCAGGAUG